Messenger RNA from Arabidopsis lyrata subsp. lyrata, 1052 nucleotides. RefSeq names its product L-ascorbate peroxidase 2, cytosolic. The transcript is spliced from 9 exons. Gene Ontology annotation, molecular function: heme binding; peroxidase activity. Gene Ontology annotation, biological process: hydrogen peroxide catabolic process; response to reactive oxygen species; cellular response to oxidative stress. The record is from RefSeq and is a predicted model, not a curated record. NCBI's taxonomy places the organism in Eukaryota, Viridiplantae, Streptophyta, Magnoliopsida, Brassicales, Brassicaceae. The coding region runs from base 127 to 882 and encodes 251 amino acids.
UUCUUAUUUGAUCGAUCACUGUGUUUGAGUAUGUUCUUGUAAUCACCUAUUAAUCGAUAGGUAAGGAAUACUGUUUGGGUUUAUUAAAGUUUUUAACGAUUUUGCAGAGAGAAGCGAAUUUGAAAAAUGGUGAAUAAGAGUUACCCGGAAGUGAAAGAAGAGUACAAGAAAGCUGUUCAGAGAUGCAAGAGGAAGCUCCGUGGUCUUAUCGCCGAGAAGCACUGUGCUCCUAUCGUUCUCCGUCUUGCAUGGCACUCGGCUGGGACAUUUGACGUGAAGACGAAGACAGGAGGACCGUUUGGAACGAUAAGGCAUCCCCAAGAGCUAGCCCAUGAGGCCAACAAUGGUCUUGAUAUAGCAAUUAGGCUUCUUGAGCCGAUCAAGGAGCUGUUCCCCAUUCUGUCUUAUGCUGAUUUCUACCAGCUAGCUGGAGUUGUUGCUGUUGAGAUCACUGGAGGACCCGAGAUUCCAUUCCAUCCUGGUAGACUGGACAAAGUUGAGCCACCUCCUGAAGGUCGUCUGCCUCAGGCCACCAAAGGCGUGGAUCAUCUAAGAGAUGUGUUUAGUCGGAUGGGACUCAAUGACAAAGAUAUUGUUGCAUUGUCUGGUGGACACACCUUGGGUCGGUGCCACAAGGAGCGCUCAGGAUUCGAGGGAGCAUGGACACAAAACCCGCUCAUUUUCGACAACUCCUAUUUCAAAGAGAUACUAAGCGGAGAGAAAGAAGGACUUCUUCAAUUACCAAGCGACAAGGCUCUUCUCGAUGAUCCUCUCUUUCGUCCCUUUGUUGAGAGAUAUGCGGCAGAUGAGGAUGCCUUCUUCGAAGACUAUAAAGAAGCUCAUCUGAAGUUGUCAGAACUCGGGUUUGCUGACAAGGAGUAAUAUGGAAUAUGGUGCCAUGUCCUAUCCCUUGAAUUUGAUUCUUGUUCCUUCACAUUAUCGUGUUGUAAUCAUAUGAAAGACAGUAAAAUCGAAUGGAAGGAUUUGUAUUGUACGUAUGCCUUGGGGUUGCUUGUAACUAAUGAAAUAAGACAACAUCAUCAUAUCUCUGA